Molecule: messenger RNA, 2199 nt
Organism: Aspergillus versicolor CBS 583.65
Lineage: Eukaryota; Fungi; Ascomycota; Eurotiomycetes; Eurotiales; Aspergillaceae
Gene: creB
Product: ubiquitin C-terminal hydrolase CreB
Exons: 3
Coding region: 1-2199 (732 amino acids)
Biological process (GO): protein deubiquitination
Cellular component (GO): nucleus; cytosol
Molecular function (GO): cysteine-type endopeptidase activity; cysteine-type deubiquitinase activity
Source: RefSeq, a predicted model, not a curated record
AUGACUCCGUUAGAGAAAAUGCUCACUGAGCUGGGACCGAUCCGAACAGAUGGCAGUGAUAAGUUUUUUGGAAUGGAAAAUUUCGGAAACACAUGCUACUGUAACUCGAUUUUACAAUGUCUUUACUAUUCAGUCCCUUUCCGAGAUGCUGUUCUCAACUACCCCAAACGAACCCCGAUCGAGAGCCUAGAAGCAGCGCUGGCAAAGGCCCUCCGAUACCAAGAUCCGAAUGCGCGGCAGGAAGCUGAGGCGCUGGCAGAGAAGCAGAAAGCAGCCAAUUCUCCGCGGCCUGGGCAGCCUCCGAACCCGCAACAGAAGCCCGAAGACAAAGAUUCGCCAGAGUAUAAAAAGAAGAUUGCUUUGCAGACGCUUCCUCUCCUAGAGACGGCUAAUAAUGCCCCCAGCUACGGCAUAACGGAAUCACUAUUCAGUUCGUUGAAAGACAUUUUUGAAUCUGUCGUUGGGAGUCAAUCUCGAAUAGGGAUUAUCCGGCCGCAACAUUUCUUGGAAGUACUCCGCCGCGAGAAUGAGAUGUUUCGGACAGCCAUGCACCAAGACGCACAUGAAUUCCUUAAUCUUCUGCUUAAUGAGGUUGUUUCAAAUGUGGAAGAUGCAGCCAGUCGUCUUCCAUUAGAGAAGCCUACUCCUGCGAUCGAGAGCUCGGAAUCCCUCCAACCAUCGUCGAGUUCAGGCUCCAAAACACCCAACACUACUCGUUGGGUUCACGAAUUGUUUGAGGGUCUUUUGACUUCCGAGACACAGUGUCUCACAUGUGAAAAGGCGUCUCAACGUGACGAAGUAUUUCUGGAUUUAUCUGUGGAUUUGGAGCAACAUUCCUCGGUUACUUCAUGUUUAAGGAAAUUUUCGGCGGAGGAAAUGUUAUGUGAAAGAAACAAGUUUCACUGUGACAAUUGCGGGGGUCUGCAAGAAGCAGAGAAGAGGAUGAAGAUCAAACGGCUUCCCCGGAUAUUGGCUUUGCACCUCAAACGUUUCAAAUACACUGAAGAUCUGCAACGCCUCCAAAAGCUUUUCCAUCGAGUUGUUUACCCCUAUCAUCUUCGCCUUUUUAACACAACCGAUGACGCCGAAGAUCCCGAUCGUCUUUACGAACUAUACGCGGUGGUUGUCCACAUUGGUGGUGGUCCUUAUCAUGGUCACUAUGUUUCUAUCAUCAAGACUCAGGAUAGAGGGUGGCUGCUAUUUGACGAUGAAAUGGUAGAACCUGUGGAUAAGAACUAUGUUCGCAACUUCUUCGGUGACAAGCCCGGUUUAGCCUGCGCGUACGUGCUUUUCUACCAAGAGACAACCAUGGAGGCCGUGAUGAAGGAGCAGGAGCAGGAAAACAUGGAGCCUCCCGUCGAUUUAAAUGCUGCCCACAUGAAGCAAAAUGGCUUCGCCAAUUCUCCCGCUCUCGCUCACGUUCAUAGCGCCUCCCAGAUUCCAACAUACGAGGACCAUGACCGCUUCACGGGUCUGAAGCGAGCGCCAACUGCACCUCAGCUGUCUACACACUCUGAACAUACCGACGCAGAAAAUGUGCCUUCUGCUACUCCUUCUCAGCCCCCCAUUUCUUCGCUACCUCCCGUUCCGCCAAUUCCUGAAACACCCUCAAGUCCACUAGCAUCCCGAAAAAGUGACGCACAGUUAAAGAAACAACACGCCAAAGAAGAGAAGGAGCGAGAGAAAGAGCGCAAAGCGGCUGAGAAGGAGAAAGAAAAGCAACGGCGGAAAGAAAUUGAGACGAAAUAUAAGGAUAGACAACGGCGCGAAGACGACGAACUGAAGGCUGCUCUCGAGGCGAGCAAAGCUACGAAGGACGACGAGGAUCGGCGCAAUCAGACUGAGAAUGGGUCAUCUAGGAAAAAUUCCGGGGGCCUUGGUCGAUUCAGGAGCUUCAGCCACCGCUUAGGCAAAGACAAAGACCAUCGGUCUUCUUUACCGCCUAUUCCACCGUUGCCGAAUGGGGAUCAUUCCUCCAGCAAAGUCUCGAGCGAGCAAGGGCAUCCAGAACCCCUGGCCCAACCAUCACCACGGCCAGAGUCACAACCAAUGAAUGACCUUCUACACUCACCCCGGCCUGGGGCCACUCCGAGUUCGCCGCCUAAAGAGCAAGAACCUAUCAAAAAUCCGAAGCACGAACGCUCGGGCCACGGCAAAUGGCGAAGUUUCAGCCUUAGGAAGAAAUCGUUCAUUUCGUGA